Aspergillus sclerotioniger CBS 115572 is the source of this 657-nucleotide messenger RNA. RefSeq lists its product as uncharacterized. The transcript is spliced from 2 exons. Lineage: Eukaryota; Fungi; Ascomycota; Eurotiomycetes; Eurotiales; Aspergillaceae. The record is from RefSeq and is a predicted model, not a curated record. The coding region runs from base 220 to 552 and encodes 110 amino acids.
GAGGAACUCCCAUGGACUAGUGGAUGCCAGCAAAUCGAACGAUCCGGAGGGGCGAGACGCAGCAGACAGUUGGACUGGCUGUGUGACUGGCUGGUCGGCUGGAUAAAGACGACUUGCUGAAUGCUGAGACUCAGUGGAGGGGGGCGAUGGCGGCGGUGACUCGAACCGGCCGCUUGCAGGGAACGUCCAAGCUGCAGGGUGAGGCAAAGACGCGAUGCGAUGCCUCGCGGGUUCAGCUCUUGUACCUUGCUUGGGACCGGCGCGGGAGCUGGUACCUCGCUGUUACUUCCGGGGCAAGUCUCCUCGAUAGUCGAUACAGUACGGCUGAUUUCUACCUAUCCAGUAUCCAGUAUCCAGUAUCCAGUAUCCAGUAUCCAGUAUCCGGUUCUUCAGCCCCCUCCCGGCUGGGGCAUCUAUAAUAAUAAACUACGACCUGACUCGCUAUCCCAUAUGAUUGACAGACCGACACUGCACACAAUCCAUCUGACGAUGGGAAGCAAGCUGAACGAUACAGUCAGAUCGGGGAAUACCUCGUCUUCACCAAUAAAGUAGUGACGAACGAGGGCCCAAGACCGGCUCAGGACGACACGAAAGCAAAGCAAAGCAAAGCAAACCCGGACACCGACUCGCCUUCCUUACCUGCCUACCUCUCAGAGU